AUGACUUACUUCUCAUUUGGGGACCUGCCCACUAUUCAAACCAGGAAGGCCUUGAUAUUGUUGGAUUUUCAAAAUGAUUUCGUUCGUUCAUCCGGGGCUUUGCAUAUUCCCAACACCUCCGACAUCCUCGAAAUUCUCCCGCAGCUAGCAUCUGCAUUCCGUCGUGUUGGCGAUGUAGUUUGGGUGCGCUCUCAGUCUGGAUCACCACAAAGCAUUAUUGACUGGGACUUUGGUGAACGCAUUGUCCUGGAUAAAGAGCCGCCGCGCAGAACACAAUUGCCAACUUCGAACAUAAUCGAGGUCGGAUCGGACCGUGAUUCACCAGAACCUGUCGACCCGGAAGCUUUCCUCUCGGCCAACCCUCCAUCAUGUUGUGACCCGCUGACGCCCGGAUAUCAAUUCCCUGCGCCGAUCUUAGCCGCCAUCGAGGCCGACAAAGACACCGUGAUGGACAAAACAGGAUACUCGGCUUUGGAGUCACCCAGCCUUGUGCUGUCCUUCAGAACGCGGUUUGUGACCCAGCUAUACCUUUGUGGCUCGCUGUCCAAUGUCUCGGUAUUUGCCACAGCUCUGGAUGCCGUACGCCACGGGUUCUCGGUGACUCUGGUGGAAGAUUGCUUGGGAUUCCGCGAUUUCCAACGGCACCAGGAAGCCAUGCGACGCAUGGCGGAUAUCCUGGGUGCGACCGGUCUAACGGCCCGAGAGCUCAUUCAGGAGCUAGAUUGGCACGAGACGGAGGCAAUUGCUCGCAGAGCCGAACCUCAGCCUAAGGCCUCCGCCGCCACGGCAGGCAUUGAGAGCGUCAUGGAUGGCCUGGAAUUCUGGAAUACAGCCGAUGCCUCUCAAGAUAACCCGCGCGAUCCAGAAAACCCGAGCCUUGCAGAACUUGCUACGCUUUCUCGUACACAGCGUGCUUCAGCCACGCGGGUUCCGGUGGAAGAGAAAAAGAAAGUCCGCGCACGUAUUCGUCGCCCAAAGCGUCGGGACCCCGCCAAAGACUCUAUGCCCAGAUCUUCCGCAGGCUCUGAACGGGGAACGACAUCAAAUGUACCCCAAACCAAGAUUGGGGAGGGCGACUCGCGACUCGUGUGUAAUCUCAAUUUGGCCACAGACGUCUUUGAGCGCAUACAGACGGAGGUGGAUUGGCAGACGAUGUACCAUCUUUCGGGGCUGGUUCCCCGAUUAAUUGCAGUUCAAGGCCAGCCUCUACCCGACGGAAACAUACCCUUAUAUCGCCAUCCGGCAGACGAGUCUCCACCUCUCAAGCCGUUUACCGCCGCGGUUGAUGAGGUGCGCGUGGCUGUUGAGCAGAUCCUAGGCCAUCCCUUGAAUCACGUCCUUAUCCAGCUUUACCGGGAUGGACAGGAUCGUAUAUCAGAGCACUCAGAUAAGACGUUAGACAUUGCACGAGGGUCAUUCAUUUGCAACGUCAGUCUAGGCGCUGAGCGCGUCAUGGUCCUCCGCACCAAGACAUCGGCAUCUGAUUCUAAAGAAGGGAUAGAAUCAGGUCGUGCAACGCAGCGCGUGCCUCUGCCUCACAACUCGCUUUUCGUUCUCGGCCCGAACACAAACAUGCGAUGGCUCCAUGGUAUUCGUGCCGACAAACGGCCCGAGUCAACAAAGUCCAUCGAAGAGCAGGCUUACGGGGGUCAGCGCAUUUCUCUUACUUUCCGUCAAAUAAGCACUUUCAUUGAUCCCGUGGCCAACACAAUUUGGGGACAAGGGGCGGUCAGUAAGACACCGGACCAAGCUCGUGCGGUGGUUCAUGGGGACCCCAUCGAGGCAGAACGCCUCAUCGGGGCCUUUGGGCACGAAAAUCGUACUACAGAAUUCGAUUGGGAUGCCGUGUAUGGCGGGGGCUUUGAUGUGGUCAAUUUCGUCACUCCAUCGGCCGCGCAGCUGCUACUUAGCGGAGAUCCCGUGGCUGAUUUACGCGUACGUCUCUGUCUGGGAGAAAGCGGGAUCCGAUAUCGAUCGGUCAUCAAUCAUGAGCAGAUGAGUGGCAGAAAUAGCAACUUAACGAAACUGCCAUUAUAUGAAGCCACCGAUGGGACAAGGGUCGCAGGCGAGCUCGAUAUUAUGGUACAUAUGGCCAAUCGAUCUGCCGACACGACACGGUCAGGUGUAGACUCGCUUGGUGGAGGCCAUCACAUGCCGAUGAUUGAUUUCUUCCUGGCACACUGGCGCGAGCACCGCGCCACUAACCCAGCCGGUCUGUUUAACUACGGGUUGGAUGAUUGGGAGCAUAUUCUAAAUGGGCAACGUUAUCUCGGAGGCUCUGUGUUCACCAUCGACGACUGCUCUCUAUGGCCGGUUCUGCGGGACAUUGUCCAGACCCAGGGCCCAUUUGAUGCCCGGUUGGUGAACCUCAAUCAAUACUACCAACGGGUUGAGAAUCGAGGUAUCAUUCGGUCCAUUCUAGAUGAAUGA
Molecule: messenger RNA, 2430 nt
Organism: Penicillium bovifimosum
Lineage: Eukaryota; Fungi; Ascomycota; Eurotiomycetes; Eurotiales; Aspergillaceae
Product: isochorismatase family protein family
Exons: 1
Coding region: 1-2430 (809 amino acids)
Biological process (GO): DNA repair; DNA alkylation repair
Cellular component (GO): nucleus
Molecular function (GO): dioxygenase activity
Source: RefSeq, a predicted model, not a curated record